UGAUUCUGCAUGAAAAGUCAAGUGGGAAGUGUUGAGCAGCAGCAUGCCGCGGAGAAAGCAGCAAGCGCCGAGGCGAUCUUCAGCGUACGUGCCUGAGGAUGAGCUCAAGGCAGCUAAGAUCGAUGAAGAACACCUGCAGGAUGACGGCCUCUCCUUAGACGGUCAGGAUGCAGAGUACCUGUGCAAUGAAGAGGAGGAUGGCAGAGACCAGCUGAGCUACCAGAACUCCCCACUCAGCAAUGGCACCAACCCAGACGCUGGGUAUGGAUCGCCUCUCAGCGAUACCAGCGAUCACCUGGCCGACUUCAAAAGCACCUCCUCCAGGGAGGGCCAGGAUAAAGAUGAUGCUGAGGACAUGGAAACAGACGCAAGCCUCUCUUUCCAGGACAGCCUGGCGCAGAUGAAAGCUGUCUAUGCAAACUUGAUCUCAGAUGCAUCCUGGUCAAGCAUUACCAGGGACAUCAUGAAAAGCAAACAGAUCAACACUAGCAGCAGCAGUACCAUAUCCACCCAUAGGGGGAGCAGUAGUGUUGCUAAUAGCCAUGUGAAAAAUGUUAGCAGCAGUGGAGGCAACAACAUUAGCGGUUCUAGUGCCACUACGAAAACAACCACAAGCACCACCGCCACAGCUAAUGCCACCACCUUAAAUAACACUAACAACGGAAAUAUUACUGGUGCUAACUCUAGCAGCAUUGCUUAUGACUGGCACCAAGCUGCAUUAGCCAAAACUUUACAGCAUGCACCUUACCACCUCCUACCAGAGCCAAGCCUCUUUAGCACAGUGCAGCUGUACCGGCAGAACAAUAAGCUCUAUGGGCCUGUUUUUACAGGAGCAAGCAAGUUUAGAUGCAAAGACUGCAGUGCAGCUUAUGACACCCUGGUAGGCCUCACAGUACACAUGAAUGAAACGGGCCAUUACCGUGAUGACAAUAAGGAUAAUGAGGAUGACAGGGGCAAGAAAUGGUCGAAGCCCAGAAAGCGUUCACUGAUGGAGAUGGAGGGCAAAGAAGAUGCUCAGAAAGUCCUAAAAUGCAUGUACUGUGGCCACUCAUUUGAAUCUCUACAAGACCUGAGUGUCCACAUGAUCAAAACAAAACACUACCAGAAAGUGCCUCUCAAAGAACCAAUGCCAGCUCUUGCCUCAAAGCUGGUUCCCUCUACCAAAAAGAGAGCUUUUCAGGACAUAGUGUCCCCAUGCUCACCUGAGUCCAUUAGUAGCACACCUGGUGUCCCACUGACAGAGUCCACUAAGGACCCGAAGGUGGCUAACCCCUAUGUUACAGCCAACAAUCGCUAUGGCUAUCAGAAUGGUGCCAGUUACACUUGGCAGUUUGAAGCCAGAAAAGCGCAAAUUCUCAAGUGCAUGGAAUGUGGAAGUUCUCACGAUACUUUACAGCAACUUACAGCCCACAUGAUGGUUACCGGACAUUUCCUCAAAGUUACAAACUCUGCUUCAAAAAAAGGAAAGCAGCUGGUGUUUGAUCCAGUUGUGGAAGAAAAAAUCCAAUCCAUUCCUCUUCCACCAACCACUACACGGCUUCCACUUCCCAGCAUCAAGUCACAGCCAGAUUCACCAGUGCAAUCCACGAUGUCUGAAGAGAGGAGGGAGCCAGAGGAGGAAAAAAUGGAGGAAAGUGAACCAGAGAAAAAGAUCAAAGAGGAGAAAGAGGAUACAUUUGAGAAAAAUGAAAAAACAGACAAAUCUGGUCACUAUAAGUACCUAAGAGAGGAAGAUCUUGAAGAAACUCCAAAAGGUGGUCUAGAUAUCCUCAAAUCUCUGGAGAAUACUGUGUCCAGUGCAAUCAGCAAAGCUCAGACAGGAACACCCACAUGGGGAGGAUAUCCCAGCAUCCAUGCUGCCUACCAGCUCCAAGGGUCGGUAAAAUCGUCUCUACCUGCCGUGCAGAGUGUCCAGAUUCAACCAACUUUCAGUGCCAGUAGCUUGAAGUCUUUGACAUCUGACCCUAGUGCCCUAAUGCACUCCCCUGGCAGUCCAUCCUCACCUCCAAACCAUAAAAACAAUGUCUUGGCUAUGGAGGAAUUAGUUGAAAAAGUCACAGGUAAAAUUUCAAUGAAAAGAGAGAGGGAUGAGAAGGUCAGUGAACUCAGAUCUAAGCAUAGUGUUGCCAAAUCUCCUUCACCUGUGCCCAAGGAGAAAAAGGAAUUGGCCAGGUCCGAUGAAAUCAGUAAACCUGUAAAGAAUGGUACUGGUGAUGAGGAGAUGGAAACAGUUUGUAGGGAGAGAGAGCAAAAGGAGAGUCAAGUAGACAGUGGUAUCAAGAAUGGCACAGAUGCCAUCAAAACACAGGUCAGCAACGGUUGCAGUAAUUUGGGAAUCAUCACAGAUCACUCACCGGAACAGCCUUUUGUGAAUCCCCUCAGUGCGUUACAGUCUAUCAUGAACACUCACUUAGGCAAGGCGUCCAAAGCUGUUAACCCCCUACUGGACCCAUUGGCAAUGUUGUACAAGAUUAGCAACAACAUGAUGGAGAAACCCAUUUACAAUCCAACUCAGGUCAAACAAUUAGAGUCCAUCAACAGAUAUUAUGAUAAUGAUGAUCAACCCAUGGACUUAACAAAAUCCAAGAGCAGCAAUGGCCGUUCUAACAACUGCACCUCCACUGUUAUCAGCAACAAUAGCUCCUCCAGCAACAGCAACACCAAUAACAGCAACAGACCUAUUCUCUCCAGUUUAACUGAAUCUGUAUCAUCUCCUCUACGUGAAAAUGCAUUAAUGGACAUUUCAGACAUGGUGAAGAACCUCACAGGGCGACUGACGCCAAAGUCAUCAACACCUUCGUCUAUAUCAGAGAAGUCAGAUGCAGAUGGCAGUGCAUUUGAAGAUGCUUUGGAGGAUCUUUCUCCAGUCCAGAAGAGGAAAGGAAGACAGUCAAACUGGAACCCCCAGCACCUACUUAUUCUCCAAGCCCAGUUCGCUUCCAGCCUCCGGGAAACUCCAGAGGGGAAAUUUGUCAUGACAGACUUGGGUCCUCAAGAGCGGGUCCAGAUCUGCAAGUUCACGGGUCUCUCUAUGACCACCAUCUCACACUGGUUGGCCAAUGUAAAGUACCAGCUGAGGCGGACAGGUGGAACCAAGUUUCUGAAGAACAUAGAUUCAGGUCAGCCACUGUUCUUGUGUAAUGACUGUGCUUCUCAGUUCAGAACUCCAUCCAGCUACAUUAGUCACUUAGAAUCUCAUUUGGGGUUCAGCUUGAAGGAUCUCUCCAAACUGUCCAUAGACCUUAUAAGAGAGCAGCAAGCUGUCACAAAAAUUAUCACAGACAAGACAUGCAAUGUCCUUGGUCUGACCGAGGAGGACUCUGGCUCAAUUUUUCAGUGCAAACUGUGCAAUAGAACCUUUGUCAGCAAGCAUGCAGUCAAGCUGCACCUCAGUAAAACACAUGGCAAAUCACCAGAGGACCACCUGAUCUUUGUUACUGAACUUGAAAAGUUAGAUAAACAGUAA
Messenger RNA from Chanos chanos (milkfish), 3466 nucleotides. It is a transcript of the gene tshz1, whose product is annotated as teashirt zinc finger homeobox 1. The record is from RefSeq and is a predicted model, not a curated record. The transcript is spliced from 2 exons. Gene Ontology annotation, molecular function: DNA binding; DNA-binding transcription factor activity, RNA polymerase II-specific. Bases 44 to 3466 code for a protein of 1140 amino acids. Lineage: Eukaryota; Metazoa; Chordata; Actinopteri; Gonorynchiformes; Chanidae. Gene Ontology annotation, cellular component: nucleus. Gene Ontology annotation, biological process: regulation of transcription by RNA polymerase II.